AUGAUUGAUGCAACAUCUUCACCCGGCGUUGACGCGGUGGUGAAUUACUACGUGCCCAACAGCGAUGGGUCUCCGCCAGCCACCAACGACAUGGCCAUCAUGCUGGGCCAGAAGGACAUGAUCUCCCACAAAAUGCGGAUCCGUGAUCUGCGACCCUACAAGGAGCAAUAUUCGCUGGAUCGUAACGGGUUUCAGUACGCAACGCUCCACUCCACGCUCAAGGAUGCCACCGACGAAGGCCAGAUCAAAAAGGUCUACUAUGGAGAAAUUGAGAAACUGGUCAAAGAUGUAACAGGUGCCAAGCGUGUGCUCGCCUUCCACCAUGCGAUUCGCACCAGGACGGGCAAUGAGUACGGCGAGCAGAUCAAAGACCGCUACCAGGGCGUCGAGGGGCCCGCGUAUCGGGUGCACAUUGACCAAACCCCACAAGGCGCUCUCAGUAUCGUGCAGUUUAUGUUUCCCGAUCUCGCUGAAGAGGUUCGCAACGGCAGUUUCCAGGUGAUCAACGUCUGGCGCCCGCUGACUCGGGUGAAGCGAGACCCCCUGAUGGUGGCUGAUACGACCGAGAUGCCGCCCGAGGACCUGCUCCUGAUCAACCGGAAGUAUUACAACGGGCUGCAUUCGUCCAACUUUGUCAUUAAAUAUGAUGGCCGACCGGCGACCGGGGAAGGCCCAACGGAUGGGUUGAGCAGUGGUGGGAAGCAUAGCUGGUGGUAUAUCGGGGAUCAGGAGCCAACCGAAGCCUUGAUUUUUUCCUCUUCAGGCUUCCGAAAUGGAAAAGCAAUCAUCGGCACGGCGCAUGGUGCGUUCUGUUUACCCGAUCAGGAUCAGUACCCAGCUCGUCAGAGCAUCGAGUGUCGGUGUGUUGCUAUCUAUUGA
This is a messenger RNA of Aspergillus fischeri NRRL 181, 879 nucleotides long. RefSeq lists its product as uncharacterized. The record is from RefSeq and is a predicted model, not a curated record. NCBI's taxonomy places the organism in Eukaryota, Fungi, Ascomycota, Eurotiomycetes, Eurotiales, Aspergillaceae. Gene Ontology annotation, molecular function: oxidoreductase activity. The transcript is spliced from 2 exons. The coding region runs from base 1 to 879 and encodes 292 amino acids.